AUGGCGGCCGCAACCGUGGUGGUUCCUGUAGAGUGGAUAAAGAACUGGGAGAAAUCAGGGAGAGGCGAAUUUUUACAUUUAUGCCGGAUCCUCAGUGAAAAUAAAAGCCACGAUAGUUCAACUUACAGAGAUUUCCAGCAAGCUCUUUAUGAAUUAUCAUACCAUGUCAUUAAAGGAAAUCUAAAGCAUGAACAGGCAUCUAAUGUUCUUAGUGACAUUAGUGAAUUUCGUGAGGAUAUGCCCUCCAUUCUUGCUGAUGUAUUCUGCAUAUUAGAUAUUGAGACAAAUUGUUUAGAAGAAAAAAGCAAGAGAGACUAUUUUACACAAUUGGUAUUAGCAUGUUUGUAUUUAGUUUCAGACACAGUUCUAAAGGAACGCUUGGAUCCAGAAACAUUGGAAUCAUUAGGGCUUAUCAAACAAUCACAGCAAUUCAAUCAAAAGUCAGUUAAAAUCAAGACAAAACUCUUUUAUAAGCAGCAAAAAUUUAAUUUGUUAAGAGAAGAAAAUGAAGGUUAUGCCAAGCUGAUUGCUGAAUUGGGGCAAGAUUUAUCUGGAAAUAUUACUAGUGAUUUAAUCUUAGAAAAUAUCAAAUCUUUAAUAGGAUGCUUUAAUCUGGAUCCCAAUAGAGUUCUGGAUGUCAUUUUAGAAGUGUUUGAAUGCAGGCCAGAACACGAUGACUUCUUUAUAUCUUUAUUAGAAUCUUACAUGAGUAUGUGUGAACCGCAAACACUGUGUCAUAUUCUUGGGUUCAAAUUCAAGUUUUAUCAGGAACCAAAUGGAGAGACUCCUUCAUCUUUAUACAGAGUUGCAGCAGUACUUCUACAAUUUAACCUUAUUGAUUUAGAUGAUCUUUAUGUACAUCUUCUUCCAGCUGAUAAUUGCAUUAUGGAUGAACACAAACGAGAAAUAGUAGAAGCUAAGCAGAUCGUUAGGAAACUUACAAUGGUUGUAUUGUCUUCUGAUAAAAUUGAUGAGCGAGAGAAAGAAAAGGAAAAAGAAGAGGAGAAAGUGGAGAAGCCACCUGACAACCAAAAACUUGGUUUGUUGGAAGCCUUGUUAAAGAUUGGUGAUUGGCAGCAUGCACAGAGCAUUAUGGAUCAGAUGCCUCCAUACUAUGCAGCUUCACAUAAACUAAUAGCCCUUGCAAUUUGCAAGCUGAUUCAUAUAACUAUUGAGCCUCUCUAUCGAAGAGUUGGCGUUCCUAAAGGUGCUAAAGGCUCACCUGUUAGUGCUUUGCAAAAUAAGAGAGCACCAAAACAAGCAGAGAGCUUUGAAGAUUUGAGGAGAGACGUCUUCAAUAUGUUCUGUUACCUUGGUCCCCACCUUUCUCACGAUCCCAUUUUAUUUGCAAAAGUGGUGCGGAUAGGCAAGUCAUUUAUGAAGGAGUUUCAGUCUGAUGGAAGCAAACAAGAAGAUAAAGAGAAAACGGAAGUUAUCCUUAGCUGUUUGCUUAGCAUUACUGACCAGGUAUUACUUCCAUCUCUUUCUUUGAUGGACUGCAAUGCUUGUAUGUCUGAGGAACUAUGGGGAAUGUUUAAAACAUUUCCAUAUCAGCAUAGAUAUCGUCUGUAUGGCCAGUGGAAGAAUGAAACUUACAACAGUCAUCCACUUUUAGUAAAAGUUAAAGCUCAAACAAUAGACAGAGCCAAAUAUAUCAUGAAGCGUCUAACCAAGGAAAAUGUGAAGCCUUCUGGAAGACAAAUUGGGAAGUUGAGCCACAGCAAUCCAACCAUUUUGUUUGAUUAUAUCUUGUCACAAAUACAGAAGUAUGAUAACUUGAUAACACCUGUAGUAGAUUCAUUGAAAUACCUCACUUCGUUGAAUUAUGACGUCUUGGCCUAUUGUAUCAUUGAAGCUUUAGCUAAUCCAGAAAAGGAGAAGAUGAAGCAUGAUGACACAACCAUCUCAAGUUGGCUUCAGAGUUUGGCUAGUUUCUGUGGUGCAGUUUUUCGUAAAUAUCCAAUUGAUCUUGCUGGUCUUCUUCAGUAUGUGGCUAAUCAGCUAAAGGCAGGCAAAAGUUUUGACCUGCUUAUACUGAAAGAAGUGGUACAAAAAAUGGCAGGAAUAGAAAUUACAGAAGAAAUGACAAUGGAGCAACUAGAAGCCAUGACUGGUGGAGAGCAACUAAAAGCUGAGGGUGGUUAUUUUGGUCAGAUAAGAAACACGAAAAAAUCCUCCCAGAGAUUAAAGGAUGCACUAUUAGACCACGAUCUUGCUCUUCCUCUCUGCUUGCUUAUGGCUCAGCAGAGGAAUGGGGUAAUCUUUCAGGAAGGUGGAGAGAAACAUUUGAAACUUGUGGGAAAACUCUAUGAUCAGUGUCAUGAUACCCUGGUACAGUUUGGUGGGUUUUUAGCAUCUAAUCUAAGCACAGAAGAUUAUAUAAAGCGAGUGCCUUCAAUUGAUGUGCUCUGUAAUGAAUUUCACACACCUCAUGAUGCAGCAUUUUUCCUGUCUAGGCCAAUGUAUGCACACCAUAUUUCGUCAAAGUAUGACGAACUUAAAAAAUCAGAGAAGGGAAGUAAACAGCAGCAUAAAGUUCAUAAGUACAUCACAUCAUGUGAAAUGGUGAUGGCUCCUGUUCAUGAAGCAGUGGUUUCCUUACAUGUUUCCAAAGUCUGGGAUGACAUCAGUCCUCAAUUCUAUGCCACGUUCUGGUCAUUGACAAUGUAUGACCUUGCAGUUCCACAUACCAGCUAUGAACGGGAAGUCAAUAAACUUAAAAUCCAGAUGAAAGCAAUUGAUGACAAUCAGGAAAUGCCUCCAAAUAAAAAGAAAAAAGAGAAGGAGCGAUGUACUGCCCUUCAAGACAAGCUUCUUGAAGAAGAAAAGAAACAGAUGGAACAUGUACAGCGAGUUCUGCAGAGACUGAAACUGGAAAAGGACAACUGGCUUUUAGCAAAAUCUACCAAAAAUGAGACCAUCACAAAAUUUCUACAGCUGUGUAUAUUUCCUCGAUGUAUUUUUUCAGCAAUUGAUGCUGUUUACUGUGCUCGUUUUGUUGAAUUGGUACAUCAACAGAAAACUCCAAAUUUUUCCACACUUCUUUGCUAUGAUCGAGUUUUCUCUGAUAUAAUUUACACAGUCGCAAGCUGUACUGAAAAUGAAGCUAGUCGAUAUGGGAGAUUCCUUUGCUGCAUGUUAGAGACUGUGACCAGGUGGCACAGUGAUAGAGCCACAUAUGAAAAGGAAUGUGGAAAUUAUCCAGGAUUCCUUACUAUAUUACGAGCAACUGGAUUUGAUGGUGGAAAUAAAGCUGAUCAAUUAGACUAUGAAAAUUUUCGACAUGUUGUACACAAAUGGCAUUACAAACUAACCAAGGCAUCGGUACAUUGCCUUGAAACAGGCGAAUAUACUCACAUCAGGAAUAUCUUGAUUGUGCUAACAAAAAUACUUCCUUGGUACCCAAAAGUUUUGAAUCUGGGUCAGGCUUUGGAAAGAAGAGUGCAUAAAAUCUGCCAAGAGGAAAAAGAGAAGAGGCCAGAUCUAUAUGCAUUGGCUAUGGGCUACUCUGGGCAGUUGAAAAGUAGAAAGUCAUACAUGAUACCUGAAAAUGAGUUUCAUCACAAAGACCCCCCUCCGAGGAAUGCAGUUGCCAGUGUACAAAAUGGGCCUGGUGGUGGGCCUUCUUCAUCGUCGAUCGGAAGUGUGUCUAAGUCAGACGAAAGCAGUACCGAGGACACUGAUAAAUCAAGGGAGAGAUCUCAGUGUGGUGUGAAAGCUGUUAAUAAAGCUUCUAGUGCCACACCAAAAGGGAAUUCAAGUAAUGGAAAUAGUGGCUCUAACAGCAGCAAAACUGUUAAAGAAAAUGACAAAGAGAAAGGAAAAGAGAAAGAAAAAGAGAAAAAAGAAAAGACUCCAGCUACUACUCCAGAGGCCCGAGUACUUGGUAAAGAUGGUAAAGAAAAACCAAAGGAAGAACGGCCAAAUAAAGAUGAAAAAGCAAGAGAGACGAAGGAAAGAACACCUAAAUCUGACAAAGAGAAAGAAAAAUUCAAGAAGGAAGAAAAAGCUAAAGAUGAGAAAUUCAAGACCACUGUCCCGAAUGUAGAAUCUAAGUCAACUCAAGAAAAGGAAAGAGAGAAGGAGCCGUCCAGAGAACGAGAUAUAGCAAAGGAAAUGAAAUCAAAGGAAAAUGUUAAAGGAGGAGAGAAAACACCAGUUUCUGGGUCCUUGAAGUCACCUGUUCCCCGAUCAGAUAUUACAGAACCUGAAAGGGAACAGAAACGUCGCAAAAUUGAUACCCAUCCUUCUCCAUCACAUUCCUCCACAGUAAAGGACAGUCUCAUCGAACUCAAGGAGUCUUCAGCAAAGCUCUACAUUAAUCAUACUCCUCCACCACUGUCCAAGAGUAAGGAGAGAGAAAUGGACAAGAAAGAUUUGGACAAGUCAAGGGAAAGAUCCAGAGAAAGAGAAAAAAAAGAUGAAAAGGACAGGAAAGAGCGGAAAAGGGAUCACUCAAACAAUGACCGAGAAGUGCCACCGGACUUAACCAAGAGGCGGAAAGAGGAAAAUGGAACAAUGGGGGUUUCAAAACACAAAAGUGAAAGUCCAUGUGAGUCUCCUUAUACAAAUGAGAAAGACAAGGAAAAAAAUAAGUCAAAAUCUUCAGGCAAAGAAAAAGGUGGCGACUCUUUUAAAUCUGAAAAGAUGGAUAAAAUCUCCUCUGGUGGCAAAAAGGAGUCCAGGCAUGAUAAAGAAAAGAUAGAAAAGAAAGAGAAACGGGACAGUUCAGGAGGAAAGGAAGAGAAGAAACAUCAUAAGUCCUCGGACAAGCACAGAUAAUGAAGACUUUCAAUCAAGGGUGUGGACAGACCCCUAAGCUGAAGGUCUCCCAGAGGAGGAUGCCAAAGCUCCAUGCGUCACUCUCAGAACGAUAUCUCCCAUAAUUGAGAGCUUCUGGUGCUGUCCAUUUAAUGGGAAUCUGCUUUAAAUCAGAAGAUGAAUACACACCACCAUCCUCUUGACGAGACAUUCCAAAGUCACUGGUUUUCAGAACAUUAUUUUCACCUCCAAGCAGUUUCUUGCAGCAAGGUCCCUGUGUAUACAAUUUUUACCUGAGAUUUGCCAUCCAGAAGCAGCAUCUAAUAAAAAUGUCACUGUUUUAGGUCAUCCUUCUUUCUCAGAAAGGAGAGGAAAUCACGUCCUGGAACAAGUCCCUUAAUUUUGUAGAUAGGCUGUAUUUGUGUGCUAACGUUUACGAAUUUUACAAUAUUGGUAUGAUUAUAUUGCUUGAGGAUUUUGGCUUCUUGUAAAAAUUUUAAUUUCAGUUCCUGGGAAAGAUCAUCUUCACAUGUUCUAACAGGGAUACCAAUUUUAUGUUUUAAUGUACCCCUAAAUGUGUCAUCAAA
Messenger RNA from Budorcas taxicolor (takin), 5348 nucleotides. RefSeq names its product THO complex subunit 2 (gene THOC2). NCBI's taxonomy places the organism in Eukaryota, Metazoa, Chordata, Mammalia, Artiodactyla, Bovidae. Gene Ontology annotation, molecular function: mRNA binding. Gene Ontology annotation, cellular component: THO complex part of transcription export complex. Bases 1 to 4782 code for a protein of 1593 amino acids. Gene Ontology annotation, biological process: mRNA processing; mRNA export from nucleus. The transcript is spliced from 39 exons. The record is from RefSeq and is a predicted model, not a curated record.